This is a messenger RNA of Elaeis guineensis (African oil palm), 684 nucleotides long. RefSeq lists its product as uncharacterized. The record is from RefSeq and is a predicted model, not a curated record. Lineage: Eukaryota; Viridiplantae; Streptophyta; Magnoliopsida; Arecales; Arecaceae.
AUGACCGUGGUGAACCGUUUAACGUUGGUGUGAAAGUUUCUUUGCUAUCCUUCUCAUUUAUUUUCCUCUCUUCUUCCUCUGUUUCUUUUUUCAGCAGGGUAGUUGCCUGCCCUCCUCCUUUUUCUUAUUAUUCUUCUCUUCUUGCUACAAAGUUGAUAAGAAAAAAGAGCAGGAAACAACAUGGAGACACCUCCCCGUCUGAAGAUUGAGAGGACAUCUUCAAUAGAGGAGGAGCCUCGGACUCUCACGUUUGAUCAGCUUAGAUAUGCCAGGGAGGCAGCAUUGUAUGUGCUAAGCACCAAAACCAUGGAAGAGGCUAUUGAAAUCUUCACAGAGGGUCUGAAGCCAGUUCUCAGCAAAAGGGACAACAUGGAUUCGGAUGACGACGCCCAGAUGUUGGAUUGCGUUGAAGUGGAGCAUCUAAACCUCCCCUUCCUAGAGAGAGACAUAAUUUCUGCUCCUUUUUAGCUAGUCUUUGUACAUGUGAAACUGGUCCAAAUUUUUCUCUUUUUUUUUUUUGUGAGUCGAGCAUCCAAAUUUUUGUAUAAAGUAGGCUUGUUGAGUGGUGGAAUAGCUUAUGUGGUGCCCUUUCCUAGCUUAGACUCCCGGACGACCAUCGGGAGGACCUGUACGGCUGUAUAUUAAUCUUGCUCAGUUAUGUAUUAGAUAAAUUUUGGAUAUCUA